GCCUCGGCUCCCAAUCUUCGCUCACGUUUUUUUCGAAUCUUUACCAACAUAAUGGCAACAUUAACAUUACCGAAGGUGAGCUGAAAGUCUGUGGCAGAGGCUGAUCUGAAUCUGAUGUAUCCUGAACGGUUAAACAUACUUGUGGAGUAGGAUUAUGUCCCAGGCAGAGACGAUACAUUGAUUCAUAUCUGAAGACUCGUGCGCGCAAUUGAGCAUGCGCAGAUGCACUCCCCUCAAAACCGUCACAGCUUUGUUUCUAGGCACUUACUCGAAACACAACACUGAAAACUGCUGCUAAAGCGGCGCACAGAUUUCAACAUAUUGAACACACUGCACCAUGGACGAUUACAUGAUUUUGGAUGCAAUGUGCCCCGGAUGCUUUGGGACAGUUCUAUUUGUGAAGAAAAAAAAGUCUGAUCUGGAGUUUACACUAAAGAAGGUUGAGUGUUUGGAUGAAGGCAGAGCCAACCAAGCAUACCAGGAGGCUCAUUGUCUGCUGAAUGUGAGACAUCCCAACAUCGUCACGUAUAAGAAGUUAUUCAUUUUUUGGGAUGAAAGUGUAUCUUCUGUCUUUCUUUCAAUGGUAAUGGACUGCCCAUACAUGACCACCCUGUCCACUGUGGUAACUUAUCACAGAGAGGAGGAAAAGAAGAUCACCAAAAAGGUCAUCAAGACAUUUUUGGGACAAAUGGUGGAUGCUUUGGCCUACUUGCACAAACGGAGUAUUGCACACAGGAAUUUGAAGCCAUCAAAUAUUCUGAUGACAAAAGAGGCCAAGUUUGUCAUAUUUGAUUUUGGAACUGCCUCCAUCACAGGAGAUCGAGUAAAGCUACAGAAAAGAGUAAAGGACUGUGCCAAACGAUGGAUGGCUCCAGAGAGCCUGACCCAUCAUCAGUCGACUGAGAAGUCCGACAUUUGGUCCCUGGGGUGUGUCCUUCUCGACAUGCUGACCUGUCACAUGCUUGAUGCGGAGGGAUCUAUCUCUCAGCUGCUGAGGAUCAGAGAGGACCAGACACCACUGGACGUCAUUGUCCUCAAGGGCCUCCACCAAGUCCUCACUAUGAUGUUGGACCGCAACCCAAAGACCAGGACCAGCGUGUGGGAACUGUUGAAUGAGGAUCUGGUGAAGCAGUGUCUGCUGUUGUGUGGAUCCCCUCUACACACCAUGAAGAAAACACUGCCCCCUGGUGUCCAUGGGCCACCAUUCCACCAAGGCUUUGACAGUGUUCUAGAGUUCAUGCAGACCUACAGAGAUGUGGAAUCUGUCCAGAUGUCAGCUCUGUCAUACCUGCUGUCUGAGGAGAAGAACGUAUUCUACAGGGUAACUGACGUUGUUAUGGCCGUCACCACUGCCAUGCAAAGUCACAUGGAAUGUGCAGGUGUUCAGCAAAAUGCUUGCCAGGUUCUACAACAGCGUUUAAUUGCAGUUCUGGGCCAAGCUGGGGAUGGCUCCUGUUUGCGUACCAAGGAAGUGAUCACCUGUGUCCUGAACGCUGUGCACAGUCACCCUGAGCAAACACCGCUGCUCUCUCAUGCCUUUCAGCUUCUCUUCUGUAUCUCCGGGGAUGAGCAGGCAGCCAGAGAAGUGCUGUACCUGGACGGUAUCAGAGAGGUGCUGAACACACUGAGGAAGUUUCCAGAGGAUCAUAACAUCGUCGUGCCCUGUUGCAAAUGCUUAUGGAGCAUAUUGGCACAAAGACUUUGCCUUGGAGUUGUACCUUUAAAAGAUGCUGUGGAGGCUGUAUGUGUGGCAGCAGAGGCACACAUGCAGGACAGCACGGUGAUGGAGUUUGUAUGUGCAGCCCUGUGGUCCCUGACCCUACAAGGUUUAUCUGAAGACCAGGACAUUGAGGAUUCCACCCUUCUGUUGAUGCACGCACUCCAAGCACAUUUAAGGCAUAGCCAUGUGGUGAAGUAUGCAUUUCUUGCUCUGGACAGUCUUGUCAAAAGCUCAGAGUUGGCUGCUUUCAGGCUUCUCCUCGCCCCCAAUGGAGGAAGUGGAUUAGUUAUUCUCAAGGAAGCAAAACUCCAACACCAUGACAACCCAGAGAUCGUAGGGAACUUCUGUAGCCUCCUCAGUGCGAUGGCCCAAUAUGGUGAUGUCAUACCCGAGUUAGUUGCUGAGAAGAUACCAGAUGUCUUGGAGCAGAUUGAGAGGCAGUUUGCAUCAAAUAAGGAGAUAGCUCAAUUGGCAAAACAUGCCCGCCACAGCACAACAAGCUUUGGAAGAGUCAACAUGACAAGCUCAACAUAAUUCAAAGUGUCACGUUGUAUUUCAUGGAUUGCUAUAGUGACAGUCAAAAUUGUGGUUAUUUCAGUCGUUUGUUUUUAUUAUUAGCUGUACUUGUUGCUAUACUGUAAAGGCCUACAUGUCAAAAGA
Coregonus clupeaformis (lake whitefish) is the source of this 2380-nucleotide messenger RNA. Its product is annotated as serine/threonine kinase-like domain-containing protein STKLD1. Gene Ontology annotation, molecular function: ATP binding; protein serine/threonine kinase activity. Gene Ontology annotation, biological process: protein phosphorylation. The transcript has 19 exons. NCBI's taxonomy places the organism in Eukaryota, Metazoa, Chordata, Actinopteri, Salmoniformes, Salmonidae. The record is from RefSeq and is a predicted model, not a curated record. Bases 338 to 2254 code for a protein of 638 amino acids.